GGCCGGGAAGCCGGGAGGCAUGUGAUUGUUGCUCUUCCUGGAUGUAACGGGAGCUGAGUGUAUAAAGCGCACAGCUUUGCUUUUUGUUUGACCUGUUCUUUUUGUCUGAGCUGUUUGUUUGCAGUUGUUUGAAGCAUGAAGCUGUGUGGUUUGGUUGUGAGCUUUUGCCUCAGUAUGGGAGUAAUGGCGGGGAAAUACUCGCGAGAAGUGAAUGAGCAGAAAGAGCUGAAUGACGGGAAAAAUGGCGUGGAAUUUCGUAUCGCGAAACUGAACCAGGUUUGGGAGAAAGCAAACAGGAUGCAGCUCCCCCCAAGGCGGCUGUCUGAGCUCCACAGCGACUUGAAGAUUCAGGAGAAAGACGAGCUUCAGUGGAAGAAGUUGAAGGCAGAGGGACUAGAUGAGGACGGCGAGAGAGAGGCCAAGCUCAGACGCAACUUUAACAUCAUCCUGGCCAAGUACGGAAUGGAUGGUAAGAAGGACAACCGUGCCUUGGACAGCAACAACCUGAAAGACCAUGACGCCAAACUGGGCGAAAUGUUUGAUGACCCCAGACUGGACAAACUGUGGAACAAAGCCAAGUCUUCAGGAAAGUUCUCUGAGGAGGAGCUGCACAGCCUGCGCAAAGAGUUCGAGCAUCACAAGGACAAGAUCCAUGAGUACAACAUCGUGAUGGACACAGUGAGCCGGACUGAGGAAAUCCACAAGAACGUGAUUUCUCCACUGGAGGGAGAGGAGAAGAUGUCCAAUCUGCAUGAGAAACACACGGACCUUAAGCAGAGGAUGAGGGACCUGAACCAGGGCUUUGAGCGUCUACGUAAAAUCACACAUGAAGGCUUCGACAGUGACAACGAGUUUAAGGAGCCCAGGGUUAUAGAGUUGUGGGAAAUGGCCAAAAGAUCUAAUCUUAGUGAGGAUGAGCUCGACUCUCUCAAGGAGGAGCUGAAGCAUUUCGAGACAAAGGUAGAGAAGCACCACCACUACCAGGAACAGCUGGAGUAUUCACACCAGAAACUGCAGCACAUAGAGGCCAUGGGUGAUAAGGACCACAUCAUGAGACAUAAAGAGAAAUACAACACACUUGCAGAGAAAGCACGAGAGAUCGGAUACAAGAUGAAAAAACAUUUGCAGGAUAUAACCAACAAAAUCUCCCGAAAUGGACUGCAGCACAAUGAACUCUGAGCAUGACCUCCUCUUCUCACCAUGACAACACUGAAAAUCCUUCAUUUCCAUAUGUGUUGAUUAUAGUGUGGGUGCAGUCAUUGAUUUGCUAAAGGUUUGUUUAAAUCAUUUCAGUAUUCACAGAACAUUUGCGAAUCUACAGCACUGAUAUUUUUUAAAUGACAUUGCAUGGUUUUUAUUUGGUCCACUGUAAGUGGCAGUAGCAAACCCUAUUUGAUAGUUUAGGUACGAAAACAUAUGUACAGUAUGUUACAUUUUAAGUCCAAUCAUUAUUUUUGAGUAUUCGAGCUGCUGAAGUCAUUCCCACAGGAGCAGUACAGGUUGAACUUUGAAUGCAUCUGUACCCUUCAGAGUUUUAGAAAUCUUUUUCUGUUUUCAUGAAAUUCCAUUUAUUUGAUAAUGUAAUCUCUGUAAAUAAAAGAAGAUUGUUCAUCCA
This is a messenger RNA of Pangasianodon hypophthalmus (striped catfish), 1615 nucleotides long. It is a transcript of the gene lrpap1, whose product is annotated as low density lipoprotein receptor-related protein associated protein 1. Bases 136 to 1179 code for a protein of 347 amino acids. NCBI's taxonomy places the organism in Eukaryota, Metazoa, Chordata, Actinopteri, Siluriformes, Pangasiidae. Gene Ontology annotation, biological process: negative regulation of very-low-density lipoprotein particle clearance; negative regulation of receptor internalization. Gene Ontology annotation, molecular function: heparin binding; very-low-density lipoprotein particle receptor binding; lipase binding. Gene Ontology annotation, cellular component: rough endoplasmic reticulum lumen; endoplasmic reticulum; cis-Golgi network. The transcript is spliced from 8 exons. The record is from RefSeq and is a predicted model, not a curated record.